This is a messenger RNA of Capronia coronata CBS 617.96, 408 nucleotides long. Its product is annotated as ER lumen protein retaining receptor. Gene Ontology annotation, biological process: endoplasmic reticulum to Golgi vesicle-mediated transport; protein retention in ER lumen. Gene Ontology annotation, cellular component: cis-Golgi network; endoplasmic reticulum; membrane. The record is from RefSeq and is a predicted model, not a curated record. The coding region runs from base 1 to 408 and encodes 135 amino acids. Lineage: Eukaryota; Fungi; Ascomycota; Eurotiomycetes; Chaetothyriales; Herpotrichiellaceae. The transcript is spliced from 2 exons. Gene Ontology annotation, molecular function: ER lumen protein retrieval receptor activity.
AUGUUGAACGACUACAGACCUACGCACGAUCCGAACCUUGACACAUUUCGCGUCUCCUACCUGACCGGGGGAUCCGCUGUGCUGGCCAUUCUGUUUCCCUACAAGUACAACAUCUCGGAGAUUCUGUGGGCCUUUUCCAUCUGGUUGGAGAGUGUGGCUAUCCUGCCGCAAUUGUUCAUGUUGCAGAGAACUGGUGAAGCCGAGACCAUCACAACCCAUUAUCUGUUUGCCCUGGGCGUUUACCGGACAUUGUACAUCCCCAACUGGAUCUACAGAUGGUUUGCAGAGGGAUAUUUCGACCCUAUUGCCGUGAUUGCCGGCAUCAUCCAGACGGUCUUGUACUCCGACUUCUUCUGGGUCUACUACACCAAAGUUCUCAAGGGAAAGAGCUUCAAGCUUCCUGUCUGA